Molecule: messenger RNA, 3941 nt
Organism: Dipodomys ordii (Ord's kangaroo rat)
Lineage: Eukaryota; Metazoa; Chordata; Mammalia; Rodentia; Heteromyidae
Gene: Tmem47
Product: transmembrane protein 47
Exons: 3
Coding region: 220-765 (181 amino acids)
Biological process (GO): cell-cell adhesion
Cellular component (GO): cell-cell junction; membrane
Source: RefSeq, a predicted model, not a curated record
UGUCGCUGCUGCUGCCCGCGACCCCCAUCGGGCCAGUAGUCUCUCCGGCCGACUCACCUUGGCGACUCGGCAGGAGGCUUUGAUCCCUAGAGCGGACACCAGUCCCGCGCUUAGCGGUUCGGCUGGUGGAGAGGUCGGGCUCCGGGCUCUCCGGUCCCGCCUGGCGACCUCGCCUGGGGUCCUCGCCUGGGUUGGGGCGGGCGGCAGCGGCGCCCCGGCAUGGCCUCGGCGGGCAGCGGCAUGGAGGAGGUGCGCGUGUCGGUGCUGACCCCGCUGAAGCUGGUCGGGCUGGUGUGCAUCUUCCUGGCGCUGUGUCUGGACCUGGGAGCCGUGCUGAGCCCGGCCUGGGUCACGGCCGACCACCAGUACUACCUGUCCUUGUGGGAGUCCUGCCGGAAGCCCGCCAGCCUGGACAUCUGGCACUGCGAGUCCACGCUCAGCAGCGACUGGCAGAUUGCUACUCUGGCUUUGCUCCUGGGUGGUGCUGCCAUCAUUCUCAUUGCAUUCCUGGUGGGUUUGAUUUCCAUCUGCGUGGGAUCUCGAAGGCGCUUCUACAGACCUGUUGCUGUUAUGCUCUUUGCAGCAGUUGUUUUACAGGUUUGCAGUCUGGUCCUUUACCCAAUCAAGUUCAUUGAAACUGUGAGCUUGAAAAUUUACCAUGAGUUCAACUGGGGUUAUGGUCUGGCCUGGGGUGCCACUAUAUUUUCAUUCGGGGGUGCCAUCCUUUAUUGCCUGAACCCUAAGAACUAUGAAGACUACUACUAAGCCAAGUCUCAAGAUAACGAGAAAGAAAACAACCACCCAACAAAAGAUUUAUGUCUUCAUCUUUUCUAACUCACUAUUUUCUAAAACACUUGUAGAGCAUCAAGCAGUUUACUCAGUUGAUUUAAUACCCAUUGCCUUUUGGCUAUCAACAUCAUAACCAGCUUUUACAUUCAUUUUAGGGACCUGCACAAAUUAAGAGAGCUGAUUAGACAUAGGCAAAUGCUGCAAACUUCCAUUAUGUUCAUGUCAUUUUUCUUGACAAGUGAAGGGUCUGUAUGACAGCAACCAUUGUGAGAAACUAGUUGGAAUGAAAAUUGACUGAAUCUUUUAUCGCCUGCAGGGUAGCAGCUGGCAUAAGCAACAUUCAGAUGUUCCUUUGCACUGACACAUAUUCUACUGUUCAGAGCCCUUAUCACCUGUUUAUUCACCCAGUGACUUCACUGGCUAUUGGUUAUUGCUCAAGUGAUCUCUUGAAAAGUGACCUGCUCUUUAGGCAUCUAAUGGGAGUUGUGAAUAUAACUGGUUAACAAUACAAAUUCCACCUUCAGGAAUACUCUUUAUAAUGGGAGGUUAUACUCUGACAAUCAACAUCUCCCUGGAAAGGAAUUCAAGACUUGGAGCCAUGUGUUUUUUACCAUGUGGUUAGAAAUCAUGCCUCCUUCUCAUCUAAAAUGGAAGAAAAUUAAGGGUCUCUGCUUUCCCUGAGGCAAUCAGAAAGAAAUAUGCAUGAGCUACUUUUGUGCCCUUUAAAUAAUUUACCAAACAUUGCAGCAAACAUUUGUGCAUAUGUAAGAAGCUUAAUUUUUUUAAAUAGGUGAACAUUAGUAUAAAUGGUAAUAAGCUGUUUCUUGGCCCUCCACAUACAUUUACUAAUCACACAUAUAAUUCAUAUUUGCUCUAGUGAAGUGGUUUGAACACUAACCUUGUACACAUCAUCAAGAGGCUUAGAUUGGUAUUCACACUUACUUGCCAUACAAAAAUACAUAUACCUUAAAGCUUUUGCUCUAUGUUCUCUACUGUUUUCACUGGAAAGUGUUAAUAGAAUUGCCUAAGAAGAAAAACUGAAAUGAUAUUAAUCUGAAAAUUAAUGAUUCUUCUGUAAGCACUGUAGUUCAAAAGAGAAGUAGCAAUUAGGAUGAUCACUUUGUGUGAAAUUUAUUAAAAUACCAGGCUGCUGCUAUUUUUGCAAGUAUUUUAAAUGUCUUCAUUUUUAAAAGCCCAGAAAUAGUGAUAGAUUUAUAGAAAUGUUUAAAUGUCUCAGUAGAGGAAUAGAAUUUAUUUGGUUAUCACCAGGUCCUCUGAAGUGAACUGACGGGCUAACUGAUUUGUGCACACAAGUAUAAUGGAUUUUUGUUAGGGAAAUCACUUACUGACUAUUCCAAGGGAAGGAAAUAUCAACAAUAGGGACUAAGUUUGCAACUAAUCUCAUAUUGCAAACUUGUGUUAAUUCUGUUUAAUACACAAAUUUGAAUAGUUUAAUUAUAAACCUAUUUUUAUAUAAAAUAUACAAUUCUAAUAUGAAAGUUAUAAAUAAUUAUUUUUGUUAACAAAGACACUGAAAUAAUAUGUUCUAGUUUGGCCCUCUUACCGAAAGAAGCAUUGGAAAAUGAGGAAACAAAUAUACCAACAACUUGCUAUUGUAUUACAAAAUCCAUUACAAGCAGGACCACAUCAAUAGUAUUUAAUAAUUUGCUUUACCUCCCAGAGCAGAGUUCUGCUUUCAGAUUGUCUUAAAAAUAAUUGCCAAAAAACACAGCCCUCCCCCCUCAAAAGAACCUAUUUUAUUAUCCAACUGCCAAAAAACCACUUGUGAAUUUUCUAUAGAAUCAUAAAGUAAAUACAAAGUACCAGGCCAAUUCUUAUUUUUAGUAAUGAUAGACAAAUGAUUAAAUGUGUCCUAGAAAGAAACUUUUAUAAAAGUAUAUGAUUCUAUGAAGAAGCUAUAAGAAACUAUGAUUGGAAAUUUUCCAGAAAGAUGUUAAUACUAUAGGAUAUUUCCAAGCAAUUUUCCUGAGAAAUAUAUGAUCUGGGACAGACUGUCUUGCAGUUAAUUGCAGAGAGUCAGAACAGCAUGAAAAACACACUAUUUGGAUAGGGAUUUGAGCUACUGAACAUACUCUAUUGUGAGAUGAUCUCUUUAUUUCUGAAUAAUGAAAGAGCAAGCAGUACUUUGGUGCUGCCAUCAAUGAGGCACUUUUUAUGGGCCCAGUAGAGGAUACCGUGUGCUGUUAGACCAGUAUCAUGUCUAGAAUCUUAUCAAAAUUUUAUUUUCUGUCAAUAUGACACACUGGAAAGUGACAGAAUCUGUUAGGUUGAGGCCCAUACAUUUACAGUUUAUUGAAAAGUAGAUUUAUAACUUUCUCCAUUCCCAGUGAAAAGCCUUAUGCUAUAUUUUUACCAUCACUAAUAUUAGGAAGUGUUUCAUUACUAGGAAGGCUUAGUACAACAGGAGAUUUGCUGUUGCUCACGUAAAUACUAUUUUGCCUAUCAGAAUAUAUACAAGUGAAAAUUUCACCUACACUAACAUUAUGUCUUUGCCACUUUAGAUUUGUUUGAUGUUUUAUUAAGCAAAAUUGUUAACCACAAACCCAUUGUUUAUCUUAGAGAGAUAAUAUAUACUCACACAUACCAUAAAAGUACUCAGCAGGGCUAGUUAAUCAGAUUUCUUGCACAAGUAUUUAGCUUUUUGUAAGUUCAACAUGUAAAUUUUAAAGACAUAAUAUAGAGAGACCAAUGUGUUUGAAAUAUAAAUGAUAUAUAUGGAUUAGCAUGUACCUGUAUAUUAUUAAACAUGAAAUGAACUGACUGGUAAGUGAUGUCUAAUUGUAUGGCUAGCAAUGUAAUUUAUUCAGACUGUAUUUUUGUACAGAGCAGCGCACACUAACCUAUGCCUCUGUGUCCUCUUUAAUGCCUAAAACUGUGCCUAGAAAUUUCAUCUGUCUUAAAUAAAGUAUACUUCAUGCUGUUUAUGCUAUUAGUUCUCUACUGCUAUUCUGUAUUUAUUAUUUUAAAUAUAUGACAUGUUUACUACUUAAAUAUGAAUUUAUGGAAUCCUGGUUACUUUUUUUUAACAUCCAUCUGGGGGAAACUUGUUUAUUGCUUCAGUGAUUUGACUUUGCAAUUUCAUGUUCAGGUCUUCAUUUCAUGAUUUUUGUAGUUGACAUGAAGUUAUCUAU